AUGGCAGUGGGGUCGCUGCCUCUGACUCUCACGCCUAGCAGCUCCCCGCCGACGUCGAGGACAGAGCUGGAUCCGGUAACAGGCCGACCGCAACUCAAAAUUGGCAUGCACCUGGAGUUGAAGAUGGACAUUACCACACUCGUUGAAUUUCUCUUCAAUGUGGCAAAGGACGUCCAACACAGCAAGCCUUCGGAAAGUGCCAAAGAGACCAAGGAGAAGAGGCUGUCCGAAGCCGAAGAAGAGCCGACGCCCCGGCCGGUGCCGGCGCCAUCUCCCGAGCGGCCCAGGGAGGGCUCGGAGCGGCAGGCGCAGAAGCCAACCCUGCAUGAUUGGGCAGUGCUUUCAGGAACUUCAAACAGAGUUUGCUUGGUUCCCAGGGCUGCCGGGAUUCACAGGAAGGUGGCAAGAUGCAUGCGAGGCCACAGUCUUCAAUAUUCAGCUCCAGGCCUCGGUCUCAUCCUCAUCAUCAUCAUCAUCACCAUUGUUUGGAGUAGCCGGGUGUUUAGCAUCAGUAAAAGGGUUUGCACAAGAAGCUUCACAUCAAUCUCAGGACCCAUUUGGUCCCCUAGACUCUAG
Molecule: messenger RNA, 576 nt
Organism: Symbiodinium necroappetens
Lineage: Eukaryota; Dinophyceae; Suessiales; Symbiodiniaceae
Source: the annotation of a GenBank genome assembly